AUGUUUUUCGCUGGAAAGGUUGUGCAGUUCCUCCAGUUCUGCGGCAUUAUUGCCGUGAGCCAGGAGGUGACUGUGGUGCAAGACUGGCCGGGUUAUGUCUACAAUAUCUCAAACACCGAGCAGGUGGCCAAGGACCUCGUCGUCGAGGAUGACCCCAACGAUACCAUCACCACUCGAGGGAACUGGGUGAGCCCCGAGUAUAAACCCCUGUACUCAGUGGCUCUGCCGAUCCCACCUAUUCUCGAGCCUAAGCGAAAUCUCACCAACCCGACCACCGGCAGACAGAUGCACUACUACGAGGUGGAGAUCAGGCCCUUCAACCAGCAAAUUUACCCAGACCUGGGCCCGACCCGGCUUGUCGGAUAUAAUGGCAUGUCUCCUGGGCCGACCAUCAUCGUACAGCGGGGCACCGAGACCGUCAUGCGCUUCGCCAACAACGCCGACCAGGAGAACGCCGUUCACCUCCACGGGUCGUACUCCCGUGCUCCGUGGGAUGGUUGGGCAGAGGAUUUGACGUUCCCUGGCCAGUACAAGGACUACUACUACCCCAACACCCAGGAAGCCCGCAUGUUGUGGUACCACGAUCAUGCUAUGCACAAGACUGCUGAGAACGCCUACUUCGGUCAAGCCGGCAUCUAUCUGAUCACCGACCCAGCAGAAGAUGCGCUAAACCUGCCAAGCGGGUAUGGCAAGUUCGACAUCCCCCUGAUGCUGGCCUCCAAGCAGUACAACAACGACGGCACGCUCUAUUCGCCAGCAAAUGAGACCGAUAGCCUGUGGGGUGACGUGAUCCACGUCAACGGGCAGCCUUGGCCAUUUUUCGACGUGGAGCCCAGAAAGUACCGGUUGCGAUUUGUGAACGCGGCCAUAUCGAGGUCUUUUGCCCUGUACUUUACCAAGACCGAGGAUCUCAACUCAAGGCUCGACUUCCAAGUCAUUGCGAGUGACAGUGGACUGUUCACCGAGCCGGUUACUACCAACAAAAUUUAUGUUUCAUCAGGAGAGCGCUACGAGAUUGUCUUUGACUUUUCUCAAUUUGCCGGACAGUCGAUCGAGAUUCGCAACAUUGCGGACGUCGACAACCUGGGCACGGACAGAAACUAUGAAAAGACGGGACAGGUCAUGAAGAUCAACGUAGCCAGCACGCUCGCGGAGCCGGAUACAUCCGAGGUCCCCUCGCGCCUUCGCGCCGUCGACUUCCCCUCGGGCGGCAACGGCAUCGACCACAGCUUCCGGUUCCACCGUAGCAGGUCGCAGUGGCUAAUCAACGGCGUGGGAUUUUCCGACGUCAACAACCGCGUGCUGGCCAACGUCCCGCGCGGCACCGUCGAGAUCUGGGAGCUCGAGAACGUCUCGGGCGGCUGGACGCACCCCAUCCACAUGCACCUGGUCGACUUCAGGAUCCUGAGCCGCCGCGGCGGACGGCGCAACGGCGUCGUGGAGCCGUACGAGUCAAAGGGCCUCAAGGACGUUGUGUGGCUGGCCAGGAACGAACGGGUCCUCGUCGAGGCGCACUACGCGCCCUGGGACGGCGUCUACAUGUUCCACUGCCACAACCUGGUACACGAGGACAACGACAUGAUGGCCGUCUUCAACGUCACGUCGCUGCCGGAUUUCGGCUACGACGACGGCGGCCGCUUCGUCGACCCUAUGGAGCCUGAGUGGAGGGCCCAGCCGUACAACAUGGACGAAAUGAGCGCCCGCACCGGCAGCUUCGCCCCGGAGGCCGUUGAGAGCAAAAUCCGGUCCCUCGCGGCCGCGAACCCGUACCCGGACCCCGAGGGUGUCGAGUCGGCGCUCAAACAGUACUGGGCCACCAAGACCGCGGAGAGCAACUGGAUGGAAACUUCGCACAAUGUGUCGGCUGCAAACGCCGGCCAAGGCGUAGCUGCUCUUGGGAUGGAGCCCUCGAACAGUAGCUCUGUGUCAACGCCGCAAUCCAGAGAGUCUUCCUUUCAGGCUCAGAUGAUCUCUGCCCGUCAUGAUCCUCCCAAAAGACCUAAGACCGAGUCUCUCGGUCUCAGCUAUCGUGAUGCCCAGACAGGCGAGACGGUCCACCGUUCACUCAAAAAGAGCGACUGGGAAAUGUACAAGGAUAUCAUCAUACAUGAGUACAUAGUCCGCAAUCAAACCCUUAAUACCGUCAUCCAAACGCUCAAGACCAAGCACGGCUUCAGCGCAACACCCAAAAUGUAUAAGACUCGCUUGUCCCAGUGGGGCAUGCACAAGAACGCAUCCAAGAAACUGAGGCCACCCGCGGAACCAAAGGGACCAAUAGAGCCCAUUAACCCUUCACUACUGGAGAAGAGACAACCAAACUCAUCACCGCAGUUCGAUUCUAAGCCUGUUUACGGACCCAUCGUACCUCAAUUUCAGGGGAUCAUGAGCCCGGGGGAUAUUGAGACUUUCACAACACAGCCCAAGGACGGAUCGCCUCCUAAGCAAACGAAUCCUUUCAGCCCGAGUCAUUCCAGCUUAUCCAACAUGUCUACAGGGAACAAAGGGCCAACCCUCCAGGAAACGGCCUGGGAAACAACUAAUCCUGUACCGCCGCUGCCAGUAUCCACUGCUGGUAGCAGUGACACUGGCCUCGCAAUAUACUCGCCGGCCAUCGAGACUCAAUAUUGGCCCUCUCAGACGCACGCAAAAACUGUCACUUCACCUGCCGAGCACCAUCACACAUGGUCACCAUCCGUCGAGAGGCCUGUCUCUAAUGAAAUUCCUUACCACGACAAUACAACGUUUCAUGUAGAAAAUGCGCAGCCAAUCGUGAAGCAGUACUUUGCGUCACAAAUGAUGCCAUACGACAGAUAUUCCCGGGCUUACUUGCCAUCGCCAACCGCACUUCAUGUCUCGCAGCAAGGUGACCAGCUGACGCGCGAUAUAAUCUACGACUGUGUCGAGAGUACAUGCAGCGGCCAAAGCCGCAUCACCAUACUUGGUGACGGCUGGGAUAAAUUGGAUACUUUUCUUACGUCGGCGCGCAAGAUCCCCACCUUGAUGGCCGCGGGGGAAUUGAAAACGGCGGGCAAGAUUAUGCGGCAGACUUCGGCGCAGAUAGAGCCGCUGAUGCGAGGCAAGUAUGAUUCAGGAGGCCAAUGGGGUCCCGGCCCCGGACCGGUGGCCAUGGUGGGCAUGCUGAGGAUAUUUCGGUUGUUUCAUAAGGACUUUCCCGACUUCUUCAAGGUGGUCAUGGAGCAAGGUUAUCGGCUGGCCGUCGUCUGGGUGCCGUCUGAGCAUCACCCAACGCGCAGGAUUCUGGCCCACUUGAUAGAGAUCAUCGGGAAGCCCGAAGCCGACGGGCUGGCCAUCGACGAAAUCGUGACUGAAAGCUACAGCUGGCUGACGACCAAGGUGCUGGAGCUCGUGCCGUCACGCGAGGCUUCGUACCUGACGUGGCUCCUCCUCCUGAUGUACCCCGAGGGUUCCGACGACUUUAUGGCUUACCAGCACGGCCAAGGCCUGCAGAAGAUGGCAGCCAUGUGGAGCCACCGAUUUGGGGAUGGACACCCCCGCACGCUCGAUGCCCUCUCGGUCUACGAAAUCUACCUCUUUCGAGAGUGCAAAGCCAUGAACCUCAAACGCAUGAGCCCGGAGCAGCUUGCCGCAAACAUGGUGAAGCUGCUGGGCUUCCACCUCCCCAGUCCGGACGGAGGGGGCUACGACGAAAGGUUGACGGAAGCGAGCAGCAGUCGGUUGGACUUUGGCGGCUCGGACGAUGCGGACGAAGAAGUACACAGCGCCUCGUCGGUUGCCGAGCAGACUAUACUGGAUGCUAUCCACGAGUGCGUCAAGCUAAAGGACUUUGGGUCAGCACUGGGUUACUACGAGCUCUUGGAGCAGUGGCACGCUUUCCGCCGCGACGUGGUGCGGGAGGCUCAGAUCAUAGCAUGGAGAACGCAGCUGGAGGUGGACUGCGGCUGGUCUCCAGGAGGGUGUGACCAUGUACCAUUAUUCUUGUAUUCAGACUCGUAA
Molecule: messenger RNA, 3975 nt
Organism: Pyricularia pennisetigena
Lineage: Eukaryota; Fungi; Ascomycota; Sordariomycetes; Magnaporthales; Pyriculariaceae
Exons: 7
Coding region: 1-3975 (1324 amino acids)
Molecular function (GO): copper ion binding; oxidoreductase activity
Source: RefSeq, a predicted model, not a curated record